AUGAUUGGCACAUCCCUUGGCGAAUGGAUCCUGAUUCGCCUCACCAUCCUCCUCUUCCGUUACACUCCGCUGCUCUACGUCGCCCUUCUUGCCGCCCUCUGCCUCGGGCAUGGCGUCAUCCCAUGGAAUAGCACCGCUGCCAGGACCUUGUGCGCCUUGCUUGCCUCCGAGGCGCUCUUCUAUGCCUUUGUCUGGAUCCCCUAUACGCGGAGGCUGCGCCAACCGGCCUCACAUCCCGCGCCUCUAUCGCCCUCGGCCCGAAGCGACCUCUUUCGUCGAUGCAUGGCCAAUGUCGCCAACCCCGAGAGCUAUCUGCGAGGCUGGUUCUUGGGAGCCGACAUCGACGACAUCGGCCACCAAAAUGUGCGCGAAUUCCUUCUCUGGGCCUUCUUCGACAUGAGCGAGGCGGAUGCGCUUAUUAGUCCGCAUCGCGAAGCCAUCUCGGCCGAGCUCGAUGACUACGUCGCCAUUGCCGAAGCGCGCCUGGGCCGCCCUCUUGGUCCGGGCCGCGGGUCGGCCCAAUCCCUGCGCCUCACAUUGGACCGCAUCGACACGGCAUACCGCAGCCUGGCCUGGUACGUGGUCAUCCUCGCCGUUGACCACGCGUCCCACGUGGCCAUGUCCUGGCACGGCUUUCGCUACUACGCCAGGGCGCCCGCUGCAGCUGCCAAUACCUUUCCACCCAGGCCCUUGGAGCUCUUGGCGCGCCGCCGGUCGCCCGCGCCGGGCCUGGGCUACUGGUAUCAUCCCCAUCAAUCAGGCCAAGACGACCUCCCUGUUCUCUUCUUCCACGGCAUUGGCAUCGGCCUCUGGACGUAUGUGCGCUUCCUCACCGACCUGCGUGCGGCCAGCAAGCCAGGGGCCAAUGGUCGUGGCCGCGGCGUCAUCGCCGUCGAGAUUCUUUCCGUCUCGUUCCGCCUCACGCCUCCUGUGCUCGGCAAGGCAGAUUUCUUGCAGGAAAUGGCGAGCAUCCUGGAUCAUCACAGCGGGUGGGACAAGUUCACGAUGGUGUCGCAUUCGUACGGCUCAGUCCCGAGCACCCACGUCCUUCUCUCUCCGACGCUGGGCCCUCGAGUCCCGUCGGUGGUCCUUGUCGAUCCUGUCACAGUCAUGCUUCACAUGCCCGGCGUGGCUUACAACUUCACGCGAAGGCGUCCCAGGCAAGCCAACGAAUGGCAACUGUGGUAUUUUGCCAGUACCGAUCCCGGGGUUGCCCACUGUCUCGGGCGACAUUUCUUUUGGCGCGAGAACAUUAUCUGGAAAGAAGACUUGCUCUCAUGUGGCGGCAAGGACUCGGUGGCCAGGAAAGCCGUCGUCUUCUUGGCGGGCAGGGACUUGAUUGUGGAUGCGGCAGCGGUUGCGCAAUACCUUGGAGAGGAACAGGCGACAAGUUCCGAGAAUGGCAGAGUCGGGGCAGUCCACCACAAGAACAGUCAUGGUCGAACUGGUAAGGUGGACGUGAUUGUGUCCCCCAAUCUCGACCACGCACAGAUAUUCGACAGAAGGCUCGACCACAGACGACUGAUUGAAAUAGUAGGGCGUCACUGCAGGGGGUGA
Molecule: messenger RNA, 1557 nt
Organism: Hirsutella rhossiliensis
Lineage: Eukaryota; Fungi; Ascomycota; Sordariomycetes; Hypocreales; Ophiocordycipitaceae
Product: alpha beta hydrolase fold family
Exons: 1
Coding region: 1-1557 (518 amino acids)
Source: RefSeq, a predicted model, not a curated record